AUGAUGGCCAGCUACCCCGAGCCCGAGGACGCCGCGGGGGCCCUGCUGGCCCCGGAGACCGGCCGCGCAGCCAAGGAGCCCGAGGCGCCGCCGCCGCCGCCGAGCCCCGGCAAGGGAGGCGGCGGCGGCGCCGGGACAGCCCCGGAGAAACCUGACCCCGCGCAGAAGCCCCCGUACUCGUACGUGGCGCUCAUCGCCAUGGCGAUCCGCGAGAGCGCCGAGAAGAGGCUCACGCUGUCCGGCAUCUACCAGUACAUUAUUGCCAAGUUCCCGUUCUACGAGAAGAACAAGAAGGGCUGGCAGAAUAGCAUCCGCCACAACCUCAGCCUCAACGAGUGCUUCAUCAAGGUGCCGCGCGAGGGCGGCGGCGAGCGCAAGGGCAACUACUGGACGCUGGACCCGGCCUGCGAGGACAUGUUCGAGAAGGGCAACUACCGGCGCCGCCGCCGCAUGAAGCGGCCCUUCCGGCCGCCGCCCGCGCACUUCCAGCCCGGCAAGGGGCUCUUCGGGGCCGGAGGCGCCGCGGGCGGCUGCGGCGUCGCUGGCGCCGGGGCCGACGGCUACGGCUACCUGGCGCCCCCCAAGUACCUGCAGUCCGGCUUCCUCAACAACUCCUGGCCACUACCGCAGCCGCCUUCGCCCAUGCCCUACGCCUCCUGCCAGAUGGCGGCGGCCGCUGCAGCGGCGGCCGCCGCCGCUGCAGCCGCGGGCCCGGGCAGCCCGGGCGCGGCCGCGGUGGUCAAGGGGCUGGCUGGCCCGGCCGCCUCGUAUGGGCCGUACUCACGCGUGCAGAGCAUGGCGCUGCCUCCCGGCGUGGUGAACUCGUACAACGGCCUGGGAGGCCCGCCGGCCGCGCCCCCGCCGCCGCCGCACCCUCACUCACACCCGCACGCACACCAUCUGCACGCGGCCGCCGCACCCCCGCCGGCCCCGCCGCACCACGGGGCAGCCGCACCGCCCCCGGGCCAGCUCAGCCCCGCCAGCCCUGCUACCGCCGCGCCCCCGGCGCCCGCGCCCACUAAUGCGCCGGGCCUGCAGUUCGCCUGCGCCCGGCAGCCCGAGCUCGCCAUGAUGCAUUGCUCUUACUGGGACCACGACAGCAAGACCGGCGCGCUGCACUCGCGCCUCGAUCUCUGA
Messenger RNA from Prionailurus viverrinus (fishing cat), 1137 nucleotides. RefSeq names its product forkhead box L2 (gene FOXL2). Lineage: Eukaryota; Metazoa; Chordata; Mammalia; Carnivora; Felidae. Gene Ontology annotation, molecular function: DNA-binding transcription factor activity, RNA polymerase II-specific; RNA polymerase II cis-regulatory region sequence-specific DNA binding. The record is from RefSeq and is a predicted model, not a curated record. The transcript has a single exon. Bases 1 to 1137 code for a protein of 378 amino acids. Gene Ontology annotation, biological process: regulation of transcription by RNA polymerase II; anatomical structure morphogenesis; cell differentiation.